Serpula lacrymans var. lacrymans S7.9 is the source of this 846-nucleotide messenger RNA. RefSeq lists its product as uncharacterized. The coding region runs from base 1 to 846 and encodes 281 amino acids. The transcript is spliced from 2 exons. NCBI's taxonomy places the organism in Eukaryota, Fungi, Basidiomycota, Agaricomycetes, Boletales, Serpulaceae. The record is from RefSeq and is a predicted model, not a curated record.
AUGCCUGGGCUUGCAGUGACACAGCUAGCUCCUAAUACACAAAAUCAACGUUUCUCCGAAAGCGAUAUAAGUUUUUUUGGUCUCCAAUUCUUCGGUAGAGAAGCUCAAUCAGGGUUUCUCGAAGGUUCUCGGACUCGUCGCACAUCGCGAGCGACACCGUUCGGAGCAGGAAGUGAAGUUGACCGCUGCAGCUGCUGGUUAGAAGAUGCAUCAUCUGUCACCUGGCUCGUUGACGAUAUCGCAAGGGACGCAAUCGGCUUUCUUCGGGAGCAUAUACCUCGGAAGAAUUCUCAAGGUCGUAUUCUGUACAGUAUUCAUACGGAAGAUGUGGCGAAGGCCGUAUCGAACUUGACAAGGCAGCGAGACGCAAUCCUCGAGCUUCAUGUCGCUGACUUAGAAGAUGCCACAACACUGUUAUUUGACGCGGAUAUAGAUAUGACGGACGUUACAUCUUCCGCCUCCGUCAAACGGCUCGUGGGUAUUGUAGGGCGACUGCCGCUGGCUAUAGUUCAGGCAGCUGCGUUCAUGAAGCAAUCAAAGCAGAGCAUUGUUCAGCCAUUGCAAAUAUACAAAAAUUCGGAGUUGAAAACCCAGGUUUUUCUGACUUUUCCACCACGCUAUAAUAGCUUAUCAUCAAAUGUCGGUGACAGCGACCUUCAUCUCUCAGAAUCAAUAUCUGUCUCCCAACUUUCUGAAGUUGCUUUCAUCUUGGACCCGGAAAGUAUACCAGUUAAUCAGGUCCUUGUCGAGGGAGCAAAAAAGAUGCUGGAAAAAUCUCCACAGUCGAUGUCAUACGACUCUGUUCAGGAGGUGGAGUCAGCUAUCGCAGAACUCAAACGCUACUAA